CGAGACUGUAGAUAGGGAGACCGCGCGUGUACAUCGCUGCCCGCCAUUUUACAUUAUUGGGAAUCAAGCGGAGCCCUGCCGGGGAAUAAUUUACCCACCCCUGUACAUCAACACCAACCGACCCGAACAGACCAGCAAAACGUCGCCAGAUUUCUGGAGACAUGGCCACAGAACAUGUUAAUGGGAAUGGUACUGAAGAACCAAUGGACACGUCUGCUGCAGUUACCCAUUCUGAACACUUCAACACUUUAUUAGAAGCUGGUUUACCACAAAAAGUUGCUGAAAAGCUAGAUGAAAUUUACCUAGCAGGCCUCGUAGCGCACAGUGACCUGGAUGAGAGGGCCAUAGAAGCACUGAAAGAGUUCAAUGAGGAAGGCGCGCUACAAGUUCUUGUACAGUUCAAAGAGAGUGAUCUAUCCCAUGUGCAAAAUAAAAGUGCCUUUCUCUGUGGAGUGAUGAAGACCUACAGACAGAGAGAGAAACAGGGGAACAAAGUUAUAGAUACCACUAAAGGACCAGACGAGGCAAAAAUGAAAAUUUUGCUUGAUCGAACUGGCUACACGUUAGAUGUCACUACAGGUCAGCGCAAGUAUGGUGGUCCUCCGCCAGAAUCAGUCUACACGGGUGUUCAGCCAACAAUCGGAACGGAGAUCUUUGUUGGGAAGAUCCCAAGGGACUUGUUUGAGGAUGAGUUGGUGCCUCUGUUUGAGAAGGCAGGGCCCAUCUGGGACCUGCGUCUGAUGAUGGAUCCACUGAGCGGCUUGAACAGGGGUUAUGCCUUCCUUACUUUCUGCACUAAAGAAGCUGCACAGGAGGCUGUCAAGCUAUGUAACAAUCAUGAAAUUCGCCCCGGCAAACAUAUUGGCGUGUGUAUAUCUGUCGCAAACAACAGACUCUUUGUUGGUUCCAUUCCUAAGAGUAAGACAAAAGAACAGCUUGUUGAAGAGUUUUCCAAAGUCACAGAGGGGCUUACGGAUGUCAUCAUUUACCAUCAGCCGGAUGAUAAGAAAAAGAAUAGGGGCUUCUGUUUUAUAGAGUAUGAGGACCACAAAAUGGCAGCGCAGGCUCGCCGGAGGCUCAUGAGCGGGAAGGUGAAGGUCUGGGGGAAUGUGGUCACAGUUGAGUGGGCCGAUCCUAUAGAAGACCCUGACCCAGAGGUCAUGGCAAAGGUGAAAGUGUUGUUUGUCAGGAACCUGGCGAAUAGUGUAACAGAGGAAAUACUUGAAAAAACAUUCGGUCAGUUUGGCAAACUGGAGCGAGUGAAGAAGCUUAAAGACUAUGCCUUCAUUAACUUUGACGAAAGAGAUGGUGCGGUCAAGGCACUGGCGGAAAUGAAUGGUAAAGAUUUGGAAGGAGAGCACAUCGAGAUUGUGUUUGCUAAGCCACCCGACCAGAAACGAAAAGAGAGGAAGGCACAGCGUCACGCAGUCAAGACUCAAAUGUAUGAUGAUUACUACUACUAUGGCCCGCCUCAAAUGCCUCCUCCUGCCAGGGGCCGCGGCAGGGGUGCUAGUCGCGGGGGUUACUCGUACCCGCCAGACUACUACCCCUACGAAGAUUACUAUGAUUAUUAUGGCUACGAUUACCAUAACUACAGGGGUGGCUAUGAUGACCCGUACUUCGGCUACGAUGAUUUCCAGGCUCCUGCUCGAGGUCGAGGGGGGCACGGCGGGGCCAGAGGUGGACCGUCUCCCGUGCGGGGCAGAGGGGCCAGCAAUCCACGGGGCAGGGCGGGCUUCCCACAGCGCGGCGCAGGCGGUCCAGGAGUGAGCAGAGGCCCACGCGGAGGAGCCAGAGGCGGGGUUCUGUCGAGAGGGCGCGGGGUACGUGGUGCUCGGGGUGGACGCGGUGGAAAUGUAGGAGGCAAGCGCAAAGCCGAUGGCUACAACCAGCCAGAUUCCAAACGGCGCCAGACCAUUAAUCAGAACUGGGGCUCGCAACCUAUUGCACAGCAACCCUUGCAAGGUGGCGAUCAUUCUGCAGGGAAAAGGGGUCGAGGCUGGUCCUGACAUGUCCCAGUGAAGACUGACUAGCUCAGUGGGGCCAUACCAGGUGCUGCCAGUGGAUGUGAUGAUGGUAAGGUCUGUUUGAUGGUCCACCUCAGUUCCUGCCUUACAGAAGCAUCUCUUCUCCCUGUCUGCCUCCCAAGAUUGCCAUCGAUGCAAAGUUACGAUUAGACACAUUUGCACUCUGUGUGUGUUUGUUUUCUUUUUGUAUUUAAUUUUGCUUUAUAGAAAUGUUCCAGAACUCUUAUGCUGUGAGAGAAUAUACUUUUUCCAGUUACUUCUGGAGGUUGAGCGAGCCCUAAGGAAGUUAUCCUUAAUAUUAAAUGUAUAUUGCACUUUGUAGAUUUGUGGUUUGGACGAGCUUGAUGCUGUUGAAUAUUUUUGCGCUUUUUUUAAAAAAUUUUAUGGUAACUUAUCAUGGGAUGAACAAGUUAAGCUUGUAUCAAGUCUUGCAUUUUAUUUUUAGUUGUUUCAACCUGGCACAAUCAGUCAGGCAUUCCAGGUAAAAUGGUUGCUUUUGGAACCUUUUUUUUUUUUUUUUGUUCAGUUAAAUGCUUUAAUUUAGUUAUUUUUAAAGGGCGGUUAACUACCUCAUCGUGGAGGCUGAAACUGCUCUAUCUGUACUGUACAUUUGUAGACUUUUAAUGGAAGCAGGGCUUUUUAUACUCAACUUAUGCACAAGGGCAACAGCAGAGCCAAUGUACUUUUGUAAUAAUGUUGAACAGUCAGACUGCAUGUGAAUGACAGUCAUGAUGAGUCUAAAGAAGCCUUGCCUUCAUCCAGUCUGAGCUAAGCAAGCCACCUGCUUCUGAGGAUGUAGUUACUGGUUUGGAGGAUGUAAUGUUUUUAUAAAGGUUUGAACUUUAAGCUUGAGCCAUGUUUCUCCAAUCCCCUCCAAUUGAACCACACUUUUUAAUAACACGCAGUCCAUGCUGAUGGCUGCUUGACCCGAUUGAAACCAACAUUGCCCCAUUUGUAAACCGUCACCUUAACAUGCACGAUUUGCUGCCGUUUGUAAAGGUAAGUUCAGAGAUUUGACCAUGCACAUCAGUGAGACUUGUGUUCUCUCAGACAACCAAUCAAGUUUCAGAUAUAAGAGAACUGAAAUGCCAAGUGCUUCCUUGUUCUUCUCAGGCGGUAAAGGUGGAGAUCAGGUUUAAUAUUGUUUUUGCUCCAUCUGUGGCACUGGUCAUGAAUCAGGCUGGAUUGGAUGGCAAGAGUUGUACAGUUUUUGCCAUUAUUCAGUCUGUAAUGAGAGCUGUGCUCUGAAAGGAAGGACAGGGAUUGUGAUGUAAUUUAACUGGGCAUGCCAUAGCUGCCUUUUCAUCACAUUUACUGUGAUGGGUUAAGAUGCAUCAUUUUGGUCAUGUUAUCUGUAACUUUUUAUUCUGUCUCUUACUCAUAUAGGGUUUAUACCUUUCUAAAGGGAUUCUGCCAAUUUGUUUCCAUUUUCUUUUUUUAUCUUUGACAAUAUUGACUGGAUUUUGAACAUGACUGACUCCACCAUUAGUUCUGUAUCACAGUCAAACCAUUUUAAUGAACAUUUAUGUUUGUUUUAAAUAAAUUACUGGUGCAUAAGUGUUUUUGCAUUCCUGCAAAUAAAUUUUGUAAAAGUU
Molecule: messenger RNA, 3622 nt
Organism: Xyrauchen texanus (razorback sucker)
Lineage: Eukaryota; Metazoa; Chordata; Actinopteri; Cypriniformes; Catostomidae
Product: heterogeneous nuclear ribonucleoprotein Q-like
Exons: 12
Coding region: 162-2009 (615 amino acids)
Biological process (GO): CRD-mediated mRNA stabilization
Cellular component (GO): nucleus; ribonucleoprotein complex; CRD-mediated mRNA stability complex
Molecular function (GO): mRNA 5'-UTR binding
Source: RefSeq, a predicted model, not a curated record